Conger conger (European conger) is the source of this 6582-nucleotide messenger RNA. RefSeq names its product APC membrane recruitment protein 3 (gene amer3). Lineage: Eukaryota; Metazoa; Chordata; Actinopteri; Anguilliformes; Congridae. The coding region runs from base 1 to 2898 and encodes 965 amino acids. The transcript has 2 exons. Gene Ontology annotation, molecular function: phosphatidylinositol-4,5-bisphosphate binding; beta-catenin binding. Gene Ontology annotation, biological process: regulation of canonical Wnt signaling pathway. The record is from RefSeq and is a predicted model, not a curated record. Gene Ontology annotation, cellular component: plasma membrane.
AUGGAAGAGCUGCCAAACACCCCAAAAGGAGGUGGACCACUGGCCUCUGGGGAAAACAUCAGCCCCAGUAUGGAGGGGGGCAAUGGUAAAAGUGAAUGUUUUGGGGAAGGCUGCCCCUCCCUUGCUGGCAUGGAAACCAGCAUUAAUAUGGAGGGCAGCUGCACCCAGUCUCCAGCAAGCCCAUUGUCACCCUCACCGGAUGGCGAGGACAUCCUGUCCCCGGCCUUCACAGAUACCCUGUCGGCGGCCUGGGCGCCUACUGGGUCUGUGAGGAAGAGCAAGACCCACGACUGUGUGGCAGGCAUGGGGUGGUGUGCCGUUGAGGUGGAUGGCAGGUCCACUGAUAGUGGAGGCCACACACCCACUGUCCGGCACAGGGGGAAGCUGGUCAGCAGUGUCAGCUUCUCUGGGUUUGCGGUCUCGCCGAGCGGACGGGCAAAGCUACUGCGGGAGAACCGUGGGGCAUCCUGCAGCCGGGACAUUAUCGAUUACCGCAACCUGACACCACAGGUGCCAUUUGUGCCCUCCUUCGCCAAGUCUAUCCCCAAGAAGAGGAUCUCCCUGCGGAGGCCCAGGAAGGCCAUUAAAGAUCUUCUGGGUAAGAAGAGGACAAAACAGGAGAAGGCGGUCUCCCCUCGCCUGACUCCUAGCAUGGCGGGAAUGGACCAGUUGGUUGUGCCUAAUGGGGCUGGAAAACACAGCAGGUGCCGGGACCUCCCCUCUAUGGGGUACUUGAGUCCCCACAAGUACAGUGACCCCCAAUCAGACUCUUCUUCUGACUACUGCCACAACAUCUGUGAGGACGUCACGUCCCUGAAGAGCUUCGGCUCCCAGACAGGGUGUGGCGAGAUAUUCGCAGAUGAGGAGAACCACCUACCUUUGGAGGCCACACAGGGCCAAGAUCCUGACAGGGACCUAUGCGAGCCCAGGAAAUCCAGCCCUGUGGUAGGGUCCUUCCAGGGAGGGGUGGAGCAGAUGGCCUCUCCUGCCCACUCGGAGAUCCUGGACUUGUUUGGUAUGUGGGACAGUCUUGGCAGACCUGUUCUCUUGAGGCAGAGUCCCAUGAAAGAGGGCAAAGUGGUAAAUGCUUUACCGUCCAUCAUCUCCCCGACUAAGCCGACUGACAAACACUCGGCUGCUUCUCCCCAUGUCUCUAUUCGGACGCCGGAACAGAGGACGGAUACAGUGAUGCAAAAAAGUGACAACCAGGAAACCAUCUCCACCAGCGAUGAAGGCUACUAUGAUUACAUCUCCCCAGGUCAGGAUGAGACCAGCAGAGAGGUACUUUCUCCCUGCCUAUCAGCCCACUUUCCCAGGGACAGCUACAGUGGGGAUGCCCUCUAUGAGCUGUUCUACGAGCCUGGCCAGACGGGCAUGACCCCUAUCUUUGACGAUGAGAUGGGUCUGUCAGAGAGUGUACUCGGUCUGACUGGCGACCUCCCUCUGUCCAUGUACAGUUUCCAUGUUGGGGCGGAGGAGAACCUGGCCCCACCCUUAGCUCCACCUCUGGACCUGGUUGGCCAGGAGCUCCUGCAUAGCAACUGGAGGGGGAAAGACUGUCUUCUUAAGCUGUGUGAUACUGAGAUCUCCUUGGCUAUGGGCAUUAUGAACUGGUUCAAGCAGAGAGCUGAGAGGACGAGUCAGGCAGAGCCUGAAAACAAUGAGUUGGACAACGGAAAAGGUGCUACCGCCACUCAGCAGAACAGUGGAUCAGUUUCUCCCAAGAUUCAGGAAGGGGAAAAGGCCCAACUGCCAGUCAGUGAUUAUUACAACACAGAGCCAAUGAACCCCAAAGAGGGUGUAGCGUGCCAGCCAGAUGCCAGCCCAGUGCUAGCCGAUGUUACGCCAACUGCCAUCGAUAAAGGGCCCAUAGCAGUCUCUCCAAACAGCAACAGCCACGUGAAGAGCCAGAUCACCACCCCCACGAAUGGCUUUUGCUUCCGAAUAUUUAAUAAGGAUUCCCCCCUGACCCCUGAAGGAGACCUGGCGUCCCCUGCGCUGAGAUCGCCAGGCUCUGGGACAAGUGCUGUGUUCCUUCUGGCAAUUAACAAAGAUUUACUCUGCAGCUCUUGCAAGAGCUCCCUGAAGCAGAAGCAGAAGCAGGGCUCCAAAGAGCUAUACCUUUGUGUCUCUUGUCUGUCCUUCAUUGAGCAUAUCUCAACCUCUGAUCUCUCGCAUUACACCAGCUGCGCCAGGUCAGAUUCCCCGGGUACUCCCCAUUCACUCCCAAGAGGCUUCCUGGAUUCUCCCAUCAGCCCUUGCAUGUCAGGAAGUGAUAUUGACAUACUCCGGAUUCUUGAGCAGUGUGUCGGCCAGGUGUCCUCCCUGAAGAUCAGUGGCAGCCCCAGCCCUGGGGACCAAGACAAGGGUGCCCCCUUCCCUCAGCUUGGUAGCAAGAAAGAUGUUAAAAUGGAGGGCAAAGGGCAGAGGCAAAGGUCUCUCAAAUCAAAGCAUAAGCGGAAAAUCAGUUGUGGAGGGAACAGAGACAAGGGCCAUGAGACGUGUGGCUUUGAUAAUUGUUCCUUACCUCACCUCAGGACUGACAGUCUGGGGUCUCCUCCAUUGCUGAAGCCUGGCAGCCUGGGUGUGACCACCACUAGCGACUCAGACAAAAUAGUCCUGGAAACAUACAAGAGUCCAUGCUCGGAAUACAAUCCAAACUGCGGCCAAACACCCAGGCCCAGGUCCCUCCCGUUGUCUAAUUCCUCCUACUCAGAGUUUGCCAGCAGCCAGAGUGACGUCGUAGCCCCAAAUGGAGAGGUCUCUGCCUCCACUAGGGGGCAGCCACGUGAGAAAAUGAGGCGGCACAAGAAGUCAGCCGUGAACCGUGACGGGCCUUGUGGCUACGUCAUGCUGGAGGAGAAGAAGGUGGAACGGCGACGCAGGAUGAAGAAAUGAAAGUAGUUAAGCCACCACAGGCUGCUCACAUACAAACCCAGCAAGAACAGCACCAAUCCUGUCUUCAAAAGCCAGCUCCAACACUGUCUCCAAAUUUCAACUUCUUAACUGUGUUUCUACACUCCUUCCUCGAGUACCACCUCUGGCCACCACCCCUCAAUCAUCCCCAUCUCUAGCAAAUCUAUAUUCACCUACUCAAAAUGUGACUAAUCCUCAAUCUAGCCCCCAAAUCUAUCUCUCCUUGUCACACCUCCAACACCAAUCCAUUUACUGCUAUCCCAAAUCCAACCCCAACUCCAGCUAAUAUCUAAUGUCUUCUCCUUCUCAAAUGUGUCUAACUGCAUCUCCACCUCUGCAUAGGAGAUUUUUUAUUCAUUUCCACUCUAGUCUCUAUUUCUAUGGUUUUUGAAAAUGUUCACAAAUUUGGAUUAAUUUAGAUAUUCGUGACCUCAGUAAACAGAGUUUUGAGGACAAUUGUGGUGUGCCAGUCAAGUCUUUUGCACUAGUUUUGAUGCUGAAAGGAAUAGCCACAACUAUCCUUUUAAUCUUUUAUAUACAGUACAGCAAAUUUAGAAGAACAAGCAAAAGGACAGUAAAACAUAACAUCUUCAUUGUAUUUACUAUCCUUUAACUGGUGUUUUACCAAGCAUAUGAUGCAGUUUUUUUUACCAGAUAAAAAAAAAAACCUUGUUAAUUGAAGUUAAAAUAGCGACAGAAUACUUUAUUACUUUUGCAAAGCACACUAUAUUCCUAUGCUGUCUGUUUCGUCUUUAUUGGACACAUUUAUUAAAUGAAUUGGGUUUAAAUAAAGAUUUGGGGUCCGACUGGCCCUCCUCUCUCUGAGGAGCUGUCUCACAGAGAGUGAAGUCCCCUUUCCCCGGUUCCCACGGUAACAUUCAGAAAGGUCUGGAAGAGGGUGAGAAUCAUGUGUAGGAACCUGGCAGGUCAGCUUGGUGUUUCUCACGUUCUCUCCAAGCCUUUAUUUAUUUAUGAAUAAAGUCAUCCUCAAAACCAAUUUUUAAUUCAUUAGCAGUUCAAUGGAUACCAAAGUUGGUCAGUGCAAAAUGUUGGUCUUUUUCUUUAAAGACAGUUAGGCAUUUCGUCCAAAUACAUAUUGUUGUUAUUUAUUAUAUAUAAAUUGACCAUGAAUCAUGAUAGUGAUUUAACUGGACAGUUUUGGAGAAUGAAAAGGGAACUUAUUCUGACUAAUGAUGAAGUAACAAAUGUUAAUGUAUGGUCAACUGUUACUGUAUAUUUUAAAAUAUAUGAAUGUAUCGAUGUUUGACAUGUAUUGAAAAAUAUACUCCUUGUAUUCUAUAUACGUUUAAUUUCGAUGCAUAUAUUGUAGAAUAUAUUUUACAGUAUGUUUUGUUGAAAUAUAUUUGACAGUGUAUGCAUGUAAUAGCAAUUGCAAAUUAUAAUACAGAUAUAUUUUCUCAUAAAUGUGGUAUAUUUUCACAUAUGAAAAUAUAUUCUUGUUGGAUUUUUCAUAUAUUGUACGCAAUGUAUCACUUUUUAGAGUUUUGCUAUCCAGUAAACUAAUUGGACAUCAGAAUGGAGCUUUACCCAUGUAAUAUGAAUAUUGUCUUUGCUAAUUGAUAGUCAUUCUCAUACCUACAAAUUUCCUUAUAGUCUCUGAAAAAGCACUUUCCAUUUUCACUUUACUUUCAAUGUAUAAUUGUUUCAAAAUAGCGGUUUAUUCUUUUCACUAUUGCCUUUGAUUCAACCUGAGGCUGUUGGUCCCAACUGUUCGCAUGGCUUUGACUUUUCACUAUGAGUGGUCCUUGUGGCUGUGAAGGUUAUGGGCCAGUUUCUUUGCCUCAUUGUACAAUCAUCCUGUACUGAUGUGUUGAGCUUCAAAGUGUGUUGAUUGGCUAAAUUAUUGAGUUCACUGGAGUUUGAUGAACCAUCCAGAUUAUGACACAUUAGCAAAUAUGCACUGGACUGGUGCUCAUUUUCCACUUAACUGUUAACUGUUGCCUCUUGCAUGGUCUGGUGUGUCUGCCACCUGGUGGCCAGUAACCUAUUGCAAUGUAGUAGGUCUAAUUUUUACAGCCACCAAAUUUAAAGACAACUAAGCUUAUAUUAUGUAUCAUAUAUAUCAUUUGGAAAAUAUAUGAACACAUCAGUGCAAUACAGAGUCCUAAAAGGUAUUAAAAACCAGCAAUAAUACAUUGACACACUUAAUGAACAAAAGUACAGCAUAUCAGCUUUAAAUUCACAGUGGUAUGUUUACCUCUGCCUAUAAGGACCACCUAUAUUUCUGUGGUUACUCUCUCUCUCUCUCUCUACAAGUAUAAUGCAAAAGAAAACCCAGUUGACAAGAACAAGCUACCUAAUUCUCAACUGCUGUAAAGGAGUUAGACCUUGAUUAUGGGGUACGUGCUGUUUUUAACAGAGACAAAGAUAGAGCCAGGCAGAGACUGAAGGAUAUAUAGAGGGGAAGUAAAAGAGGUCGAAUGAGUGUGGGGAAGAGUGUGGGAGAAAGAGGGUGGGGGUGGGUGUGAGGGAAUAAGAAAGGCCAGGUGGUGGGAGAGAAUGGCAUUCUGCUAAAGCCUGGAAGUGAAUGACAGAGCAGUAUUAGAUUUCAGCCACCGCCAUCUUGUUCAGGGGCUCAACAAUGGAAAUUGCCAUCAGUGGCUGUGUGCCACAUCAGAUUCUCACCCCACCCUCCUGUCCCUCUGCUUCUCAGAUACCACAUUAGCAGGAAAUACGGUACUUUCAGGGCAAAAGGUCCUCCUCUUUAUUUUAAAUAGAAUUCAAAUCCCCCCCCCCCCCCCAUAUACAUCAUCAUUGCAUAUGUAAUGAUGAUGCAUUUAAUUAUUGCAGUGUAGUCAAAUCAGAUGUAUGAUUCAUGAUUCUGUGUAUGCAAUCUUUAUUUUUAAUUUAUUAUUCAUGGUUAUUUUAUUUAAAUACCAGAAAAUGGCCAAAAAUGGGAUUAAGAGGACGUGACAUCAGAGACAUGUACCUAUCAUGGCAUGUCUUGGGUAGUGCUUCCGCCUACAGCGAUGUGGACUAGAACCUGAGGUUGCUGAUUCAGGUAGUUGGAUUAAUUACAGUACAGCUCUUGUACUCUUGAGCAAAAGUACUUAGCCUGAUUUUUUGUCUGAGUGAAGAUCCGUAUAUUGUAGGAGGACAGUAUUAAAUAAAAAUUAUGUACAUGAUGAAAUUAAACUAGAUCAAAAUAUUUGCUGGAAUUUGUGUAAACCGUUUCAAAAAGGUAUGAUUUUAGUAGCUAACAGCAAGUAAAAUGGAUUUAAUGGUGGUUUUGGUUUCUGUGCCACAAUUUAGAGUUAUGGAUGAUGGGACAGUCUAGCAGAAUAUAUGUAGGCCUACAACUACUGUACAGCAUAACGAAUCAACUGCUGAUCAAAUACAAUGUUAUCAAAAUAGCAAGUCUAGUGCAUAUUUUGUGAAAAAUAUGAAUGUAAGUGUUUGCAUGCAUGACUUUAACUUGAACUAAAAGUGCAAUACAUUAUUUCACCGAAUGCUACAGGCUUACACAUUUAGCAUUUAUAAUUUAGGAACAAUUUGCGACAAGAUUGGCUUUAUUUUUUUUAUUCACAAAGUGGUUUUCGUGCAAUAUUCUGUCCAAUGUAUAUUAGGCCUAUGUCCGUCUGUUUUCUAAGAUUGCUUUAACAUUAUGUACAUACUGUACCGUGGACAAUAAAGCUUUUCUCUGUG